ACUGCAGUCCUACCUACAUCUCACCAUGCUGGAUUUUAAUAACACGUCUAAUUGGCCCACUUUUUUCUUCAUUGGUAUUCCUGGUCUGGAGGCUGCACAUAUGUGGAUCUCCAUUCCUUUCUGUUUCCUGUACCUGGUGGCUCUUGUGGGUAAUGUCCUUCUCCUGGUUAUAGUUAGAACAGAACAGAAUCUUCAUGAACCACAGUUCUAUCUUUUAGCCAUGCUAGCCCUCACGGACCUGGGCCUUUCCUUGACAACAAUGCCAAGUGUCUUGGCUAUCUUCUGGUUUGAUGUCCACCACAUUGAUCUGGAUGCCUGCCUGACUCAAAUGUUCUUCAUCCACACCCUCUCCUCUGUAGAAUCUGGUGUCCUGGUGGCCAUGGCUUUUGACCGCUUGGUGGCUAUCUGUGCCCCGCUGAAUUACACCAGGAUCUUGACGCACUACACUGUUGCCUGCCUUAGUGGAGCUGCCCUCAUACGGGGUGCCACUCUGCUGGCCCCUCUGCCUUUUUUCCUGAGGACCUUUUCUUUCUGUGGGGCCAAUAUCCUCUCACACUCUUAUUGCUACUAUCCAGAUAUGCUGAAACUGGCCUGCGGGGAUGUUACUUUCAGCAGUGUCUAUGGGUUGGUCUGUGUGCUCUGCACCUUUGCAGUGGAUGUUAUCUUCAUCCUUGUUUCAUACAUGAAAAUCUUGAGCACUGUUAUGAAACUGGGAAUCCAAGACAGAAACUGGAAAUCACUGCAAACCUGUGCCUGCCACCUGUGCACAGUGCUUGUGUUCUAUUUGCCUCUCAUCAGCCUUGCAGUACUGCAUCGUUACACCCAGGAAACAUCCCCAAUUCUGUACACCACCAUGAGCAAUGCCUACCUCCUCAUGACACCACUGCUAAACCCUGUCGUCUACAGUCUCAAAUCCCGGCAGAUCCAAGCUGCCCUGCGCAAGCGAUUUUGGGCACAACGUGUUGUUGCUGGGGAGUGAGAUUUUCUCAUUGUAUCAGAAGGUGCAAU
This is a messenger RNA of Marmota flaviventris (yellow-bellied marmot), 1008 nucleotides long. Its product is annotated as olfactory receptor 51G2-like. Gene Ontology annotation, cellular component: plasma membrane. Gene Ontology annotation, molecular function: G protein-coupled receptor activity; olfactory receptor activity. Gene Ontology annotation, biological process: G protein-coupled receptor signaling pathway. The record is from RefSeq and is a predicted model, not a curated record. NCBI's taxonomy places the organism in Eukaryota, Metazoa, Chordata, Mammalia, Rodentia, Sciuridae.